AUGCUUCCUACGUUAGACAUUCUUGCAAGAUCCCUAGAUAGCCUCCAUUUUUUAUUCUUUCAGUUAAUCUUUUUCUUUGCUUAUCACCAUCUGCUUAACAUUCCAAGUUUAUCCACAGUCGUGUUUAAAUAUCUUUAUGAAAAGACAUUAUCAUCACAAAAACCGCAACUAUUAAAAUCUAAUAAAACCAAAAUUGAAGAAUCGAACGAUGUUGAUCCUCCAGAAGUGAUUAAAUCCAGAGAUGUCAUCAAAACUUUUACUAAGACACCAUUGAUAGUAGCCAGUGAGCGUUGUUUUGUUUCAUACAAAAAAUCGGCAGAACCUGAAGCUGACAAUUCAAGAUUUUUAAAUUCAAUGUUAACCGAAAUUUUAAACCUGGUCGAUCAGAAAAAUUUCGAAUGGCGACUAUUACAUGAAGACAAGAACACAGAUAUGAAGAUUUAUCAACAUUCAUCGAUAAAUUAUUGCUAUAAAGUUGUGAGCACCAUGGAUAAUACACCAGAGACAACCUAUGAUUUAUUGGCUGAUGUCACUCGAAGAUCGGAAUGGGAUCAUUUGGCAAAAGAAGGAAAAGUUUUGGAAGUUACUGGAGAGUCUACCAGAGUUCAUUACUUUCGUACGAAAGCUAUGUUUCCAACCUUAGCUCGGGAUGCAGUCACUUUAGCAUAUGGAACACAACUUGACGAUGGAAGAAUGGUGCAUGUUAACAAAAGUAUUGAACACAAACUAUCACCUAAUGAACCUGGGGUCAUUAGAAUUCAUGUUAAUUGUGCUGGAUUCGUUGUCGAGCCCAUUAAGAGUCAACAAAAUAAAUGUUAUUUGACACAAAUAAUCGAUGCUGACCCUAAAGGAUGGGUGCCCAAAUAUGUUAUAUCUUUAAAGGAAGCUGUUAAUGAAACAAAUAAAUCGUCAAUUGGAAGGCCUGGAAAUGCACCGGGAGGGAAUGAAUUUUGGAAGUCAUUUAUACAGAAAAUAGCGACUAUAGGAGAUAAUACCAAAGGUAGAAGCGGUAAAAUUUUUAUAACCACUGUUACUUAUGCUGCUGUGAUCAUAUUUGGAGUUCGUAAAUGGCGUAGUAAAAACUCUGUAUAA
Molecule: messenger RNA, 1092 nt
Organism: Acaulospora morrowiae
Lineage: Eukaryota; Fungi; Glomeromycota; Glomeromycetes; Diversisporales; Acaulosporaceae
Source: the annotation of a GenBank genome assembly